Heterotrigona itama is the source of this 1252-nucleotide messenger RNA. The record is from the annotation of a GenBank genome assembly. Lineage: Eukaryota; Metazoa; Arthropoda; Insecta; Hymenoptera; Apidae.
AUGAAAGGUUUUUUUUGUUGUUUUUCAGUCAAAAUUCACAGAUCAACAAGAUAUAAGUAUUUAGAUGCGUGUUAAUCAGAUUCUCGAGAAAUAUACGACGGGUUCUUUCAUUUUGUUUGUCUGAUUGCUUUUUAAGCUCCACGUGGUUGCAUUCGCCGGACCGAGGGGUAUACUCAUCAGCAACCGCUCAACAGCAUGAGAAAGGCCGAGUAUACUUCCAGCUGGUAGAAUCAGCCAGAAGCUCGACGGCGUCACAUUUCGGUUCAGCGUCGGCAUCGGGAUAACCUAUCCACUAUGCGGAUUCAUCAUCGCUCAUUUCGGAUGGAGAGCGGUCUUCUAUACGACCGGGAGUAUCGGUACCAUUUGGUGCCUUUUCUGGUACUUCUUCGCCUUUGAUACGCCUGCCACGCAUCCCAGAAUAUCUCAGCAGGAGUUACGAUAUAUCCAAGGAAGUGUGAGCAAUCAAGUUCACGCGAACGAAAGCAUGCCGGUCCCAUGGGGUUCCAUUCUCAAAUCCUGGCCAGUGUGGUCUAUCGGGAUCACCACAUUCGGAAGGAUAUGGGUUCAUUAUAUCUUCAUCAUCUCUGGACCAAUGUACAUGAAGACAGUUUUAGGAUUCAGCAUUCAGGCGAAUGGAGUGCUGUCGGGUUUACCGUUCAUCUGUAGUUACUUCAGCUCUGUUGCCUUCUGUUAUAUAGCCGAUGUCCUCGUCACGCGACAAAUUUUGUCACUGACGAACGUUAGAAAGGUGUUUACCGCCUUUUCACAAGUAGUUCCUGGAAUAAUGUUAGUGUUAAUCGGCUACUUAGGCUGCGAUAUUAUUCUCGUUUUAGUAGUGUGGUUCAUAGCUGUUACACUGAUUACUGCUGCCUACGCAGGGGCGAUGGCAAGUAUUGUCGAUAUCGCGCCAAAUUUUGCUGCAAACUCUCGACGCAUGGAGACAGGUAUUCUUGGAGAGUGCGUGUGUCGCAUGUGGCACUUACAUCGUCUACCAGAUUUUCGGUACGGGUGAUAUCCAAGCGUGGAACUAUCCCGACCAGAAAUAUCCGCAAUCUGUUCAGGAAGAUUCUCAGCUUUUGAACGAAUUGCCCCAAAAGAACGGGAAAAUUGUCAAAUCUCGAUCAGAUACUUGCGAGGAAGCGUAACGCAGUUGACGUUGAACAAAGAAGAAAAAGAAAGCACACGAGCUGUAUCUCGUAUUUCAACUAUGAAUACUUCUUGAUUCUUGAAACAGAGGCAAUCUAAAAAUUAU